Messenger RNA from Orussus abietinus, 4392 nucleotides. Its product is annotated as vitellogenin-3. Bases 16 to 4383 code for a protein of 1455 amino acids. NCBI's taxonomy places the organism in Eukaryota, Metazoa, Arthropoda, Insecta, Hymenoptera, Orussidae. Gene Ontology annotation, molecular function: lipid carrier activity. The record is from RefSeq and is a predicted model, not a curated record. Gene Ontology annotation, biological process: lipid transport. The transcript is spliced from 22 exons.
ACACACCGCUACACUAUGAAAUACGAGGACUGGUGUAAGCGUAGGUCACAGAGAUAUGAACCAAAGAUACUCUUUGAUAUGAACUGUGAGGGUCAUCUCUGGCUGACACGUACCCAGUCAGUCUCUGUACUGCCAAGAUUUCACAUCAUGAGCCUCCAAGCGCAUUACGGGCGUGCCAUUUUACUGACUUUCGCUGUGCUAUCUGGAGCCGCUUUCGCGGGAAGAUUAUUUUCGAAAGGGAAAGAGUACACUUAUUCCUACGAUGCAUCUACAAGUUCAAGUACGUUGCUGCCAGCAGAAGCAGCUUCUUCGUGGGGUCUUAAUGGGAAAUUGGUCAUUAUUGCUGACGAGGACUCGGUUCUUGUACAGUUGCAAUCGAUUAAAAUGAGCGCCUCUAACGGUCCUCCUGGCAUCGAGAAGGAUUUCGUGAAAAUCGACGAACAGGCUGAGGAACUUCUGAAGCCGUUUAGAAUAGACUACGACAUGGGGUACAUACAGAAUUUUAGCGUGGGAACCGAAUCUCCCUGGGCCACUAAUAUUAAGCGCAGUAUUGCUGGGAUUCUCCAGCUAGAUUUAAAGGCCGUAGAGAAGAAGGUCGCAUUUUACUCCCAGGAGAUCAAUCAUUACGGACAGUGCAAUAUCGAGUGCGUUGUAAUCCCGAUUACCGAGGACGAAAGCGUCGUUACGAAGUCAUUCGAUCCUCGCACCUGUCGAGGACAUCCCCAGAAAUAUUGGAGCAACGUUCCUCGCAUGGAGUGUCCCAAUAAUGACCAAAACCCAGUAUUGAAGUCCAGCGAGCGACUGUAUAAAGUAAGAGCUAAGGGAGAGGAUUACACGAUUCUGUUCGUCAACGCGACCGGUGGGAUUUAUGUACAGCCAUUUCAAAGCCUCGGCGAAGCCCAUGUAUUAUUCACCCGGCAAAUUCUGGAAUUAACAUCGGUUCGAGACGUGAAUACUAGAAUCUCUAAAACCGACCUACAAGCCGCAGGACUUGAACACGAACUCCCCGAAGGCGACUUGACACAAGGUAGAAGCGUUCCCGAUAAAAUUACUAUAUUUGCAACUAUACGAAACCUUCUGGACAGGCUGAGUCAACGCCUCGAGAAUCCUGGAUUAGAUACUAAAAUAGAUAAUUUACACAAUACGACCAUUUCGAUACUUCUGUACUAUCUGAAUAUGUUAGAGCGCGCCGAUUUGCAGACAGUCUACAACAAAAUAUCCGGAACUAGUUAUAAGGAGGAAACAAUCAGGAACAUGUUGCUGGAAAUAUUACCGCAAGUAGGGAGCAAAGAAUCGGCUCUAUUCGUAUUGGAUUUAAUUUUACAGAAAAAGGUAUCCCACAUAAAUGCGAUCCAGCUGCUCACUCAUUUACCGUUUCACGUUAAGAACCCGAACGUCGAGCUGCUGGUUAACAUGCAGUCGCUCCUCAAUUUACCGGAUUACAUUGCACCUGACAUUCAGAACACGGGGAUCCUUACUUUCGGGACGCUAAUUUACAAGACUUGUCAAAUGUACUGCCCGUAUGAAAUGCUUGACGAUUACGUGCGCCUUUAUCUGGACAAAUUUACAGAGAGUACGCAGUACGAAAAGAAAAUGGUAUAUCUGGAAGGUUUGGCGAAUAUACAGCUGGGCAGAGUUGUGGAGUUCCUUGAACCGAUCGCAAGUGGUGGAAAUUCUGAAUCUCGCCAUCUACGUUUCCUUGCGGCAUGGUCUUCUCUACCGAGUGCUCCGUACAGACCGGAUGUGAUAUAUCCAGUGUACUGGCCGAUUUUAGUCAAUCGAACCGAACAUUUGGAGAUGAGGAUAGCUGCCAUGACUCUCCUGAUAGUUUCCAAUCCAUCUCCCAGUCGGCUAAUAUCACUGUACUGGUACAUGCAAGGAGAGCCUAAUCAGCAUCUGUACAAUUUCUUUUACACCACUCUGAAAUCCAUGGAACGCACGAAUUACCCAUGCUACACUCACAUAGGAAACAUCGCAGCACAGUUUAUUCGGAUUUUGCGGAAGCCACCCACCCAGCAGAAAAUCCUUACAGGGAAUUAUUUAUUUGAUUAUCAAGACACUUCCAGGCAUUUUGGAGCAAUGUUGCACGGCAUUGUAAUCGCCGACUCUGUUACGAACAUCCCCACAGUGUUGCACUUAACUCUGAACAAUCACGGGAUUGGUACAAACCUAAACCACGUUUCUCUGUACAUAAAAGCGGAAGGUCUUCUGUACUCAUUGUCGACAUAUCAAGAUAGUCCUACCCGGCUAAAGGACAUAUUGAAACAAUUCAUGCGUCAUCAAGAGGUCGAUCAUCCGGUGCACUUGGAAAUAAUUGCACGCGUCCAACAGAAGGCGGUACUGUGUCUGCAUUUGAAUCAGACCAACAUUGUAAAGGCAUUUAAAUUUUUGGUCUCGUUGCCAGGAAACGCCUACCAUAUCUAUCAGAAUAUGGAGUUCCACAUUAAUCAGCAGCGUAUUAAUGUGCCAUUAACAAUUGAAUCCGUCCAAGCUACCGAUCUUGGAACUAAUGUUCGCAUCGCGGCGACGGCUACGUCGCUAUUUUCAAUGAGAGGGAACUUUACCCACGUAUUCACAGGGCGAAACAACCACGUAGUUUUACGAACGUCAAUCCACGGUACUCAAACAAUAGAAACGUACAAUCCAUUGACUGAUUUAUGGCAUGGGGCUGAACGUACACAGUCAUUUCAUGCAUAUCUGCCGUUUAAUAUCACAAUAGGACUCGACGAAAAAUUCUUCGUUUCGUACAUGACACCUAAAGAAUACGUGAAAACUGGUAUAACCGGCCAUGUAAGAGUGGUCACUAAUAUCAGGGGUGCAAAAGUAAAGAGUAAAUUGCAAGCGAUAUGUCCUUCGUGCCCGGUAUUAUAUACUGUAAGGAAAUAUGCUCCAGAGGAAUCAACGAAUGUAACCAUCUUUGGCACUAAAGCCCCAGAAUUGGGAGGACAACUGCACGUAAAGAUAUUUGACUGUGAAAAUGAUAUUUUCCAAAGUAACGUGGUCGUCGACAUGUUAUCAUCGCAUCGUGGGAAUUCUCGAAUCUGGCCUGUUGCUCAAUCUGCUCUGCUUGGACUUCAUCUCAUAGAUUAUUUUACAUAUAUUCCCCCGAAGGGGAGCUGCGGAGUGGAAGUUUAUAUUGAACCCUACGAUCUACAGUCAACUGAGGUAAGAUUCGAAUACGUCAAAAGUGAGAAGUAUCACAUGUUCUCCAUAAUACGCCGAGAGCUGGAAACAAAGAGUAUCUUUCAACAGUGGAACGUGGCAGUUCUCUACGAACCUACAAGUAUGAUUUCAGACGUUAUUAAAAUCAAAGCAAGUAAAACAAUACCGGGAGAAAAAGUCAUGAAGGUCUGUGUACAGUGUGAUAGAGAAAUUCCUUGGGAUUGGGAAUAUUUAAGCUUGACAUCGACCGAGCCAUCUUCCAUGAAAAUAAAUAUUGUAUGGGGUCCAUCCGACACCGCGAAAGGAAAGUGCACUGGAACAAAGAUAUUAUUAAAUUUACGCGGUGAAGUGACAAACAAACAGGUGAAGCAAAGUUUGGAGGACAAGUGGCCGUAUAACAAAUGUCGAGAAGAAUCGCGAGGGAAACAAUUCGUUCCAUACACCGAAGCAUGUUAUCAAGCUUCCAAAGAAUUAUCUACUUUGCGAAAAUAUGAAAUUUUUACCGAGUACGAAAAUGUCCCGACGAUAUUGAUAAGUGCUGCGUGGAAAUUUAGGAGCUUUUAUAAUUUCAUCGGUGGUAACACCAGUACUUCUCAAGCUUCCGAUCAAUUUUCGAUAGUAGCAACGUUCCCAACGGAUUCAAACACAGGACAAUUGCAGUAUAAUAUGGACACCGUUCCAAUAUUUUACAGUUCCCCAUUCAUCAGUUUUUUUUUUACUCGCAGUCGACUGCAUAAGUACACCGACAAUCCACUGCUCGGACCAUUUAUAGAUGUGUGUGUGCUAAAACCAUCCACGGUACAAACAGUUCAUAACAUCAGUGUUCCCUUGCGAAGAGAUCGAGAAGCAAUGAUACUUGGACAUUCUUACGAAGACAACCCUAAGUUUGUAGUGACUGCAGUUAAUACACCAUCAGGAAUUAUUCUGAAUUUGCACGAUGAUACUGACGAUAUUAAAAUUAUGCCACAAAAGAAUGGAGGUGCAGUCUAUAAUUACACUUCGGAACUGCCACUGAAACGCGACUUUGAAUUUCACACAAUCAAUUCUAAAAGUUUAAGACUAGAUGGGAAAACAGUUGACGUUAUGUUUGUAAAUUUAGUGUUCAUACAUUGGACUCAAGAGCAGGUAUUCUUGUUCUUCCCAAACUAUAUUCGAGGAUUUACUUGUGGUGUUUGUACUGCACAUGACUUUGACACUGCGAUCUCAUACGAGAAACUUUAAAAUAAAGGU